AUGGCAACGGCAAACAAUAAAAGAAAAUGUUUUAUAUGUGACAGAGAAAACAAUACGUAUGCUUGUGAAGGUUGUUCAAAAAGAUUUUGUUCCAAACAUAUACCAGAACAUCAACAAAAACUAAAUGAAGAAUUACAUCAUACUAUUAAUGAUUAUAAUGAAUUCAAAGAAAGAAUUAAUGAACAUAAACAAAAUCCUCAAAAUCAUUUAUUAAUAAAACAAAUUGAUCAAUGGGAAAUAAGUUCAAUUGAAAUCAUUCAACAAAAAGCGAAAUAUUGUAGGGAAAUUAUCAUUAAAUCAUUACAAACAUGUAUUAAUGAUAUUGAAAAUAAAUUUAGUGACUUAAAUACACAAAUACAACAACUUCAAAAAGCAAAUGACUUUAACGAAAUUAAUUUAAACUAUUUAAAAGAUCAAUUAACAGGAAUAACACAAGAAUUAAAUAAUCCAUCAAACAUGUUAAUUCAACAAGAUUCACAAUCUUUAAUUAAUGAUAUUUCAAUUAUUUUAUCAAAAAAAUCAAAAUUCAACAAAUGGAAACAAAAUGCCAUCAUCGUAGCUGGUGGAAAUGGAGAUGGACACAACUUAAAUCAACUCAAUCGUCCUGUUGGAAUGUUUAUUGAUAAAAACAAAAAUAUUUUCAUUGUUGAUUGCGGAAAUUAUCGUGUUGUUGAAUGGAAAUAUAAUGCAAAAGAAGGACAAAUCAUUGCAGGUGGAAAUGAAGAAGGAGAUCGAAUGGAUCAAUUGAAUUGCCCAACAGAUGUGAUUAUUGAUCAACAAAAUCAUUCGAUCAUCAUUGCUGAUUGUGAUAACAGACGAGUGAUUCAAUGGUUGAACCAAAAUCAGCAAAUUCUCAUCGACAAUAUUGACUGUUGGAGCUUGGCAAUGGAUAAACAUGGAUUUCUUUAUGUUUCUGAUUGGGAGAAGAAUGAAGUGAGACGAUGGAAAAUGGGAGAAUACAACAACGAAGGAAUUAUAGUGGCAGGUGGAAAUGGUGAAGGAGAUCAACUCAAUCAGUUCAAUUGUCCAGCUUGUAUCUUUGUUGAUGAACAUCAAUCUAUUUAUGUAUCAGAUAGCAACAAUAAUCGUGUAAUGAAAUGGAGAAAAGAUGCAAAAGAAGGAACAGUUGUGGCUGGAGGGAAUGAUCAAGGAGCAAAUCUCAAUCAAUUGUCUACACCUGAAGGAGUAUAUGUUAAUGAUUUGGGUCAAAUCUAUGUGGCAGAUUGUGAUAAUCAUCGAAUAAUGCGUUGGUGUGAAGGAAAGGAAGAAGGUGAAGCUGUUGUUGGUGGAAAUGGUGAAGAAAAUCAAUUGAAUGAUCCUAUGGACUUAUCUUUUGAUGAUGAAGGAAAUCUUUAUGUUAUUGAUUAUUUUAAUCAUCGGAUUGUAAAAUUUGAAGUAGUUUUGUAA
This is a messenger RNA of Adineta steineri, 1407 nucleotides long. The record is from the annotation of a GenBank genome assembly. Lineage: Eukaryota; Metazoa; Rotifera; Eurotatoria; Adinetida; Adinetidae.